This is a messenger RNA of Apiotrichum porosum, 162 nucleotides long. RefSeq lists its product as uncharacterized. The record is from RefSeq and is a predicted model, not a curated record. The transcript is spliced from 2 exons. NCBI's taxonomy places the organism in Eukaryota, Fungi, Basidiomycota, Tremellomycetes, Trichosporonales, Trichosporonaceae. Bases 1 to 162 code for a protein of 53 amino acids.
AUGCGCUUCAACUUCAACCCCCAUACUAUCAGCCUCUACCGCCAGCCCUACUGGUGUCUCGGAGACCGCAACGACGACUUUUACAACUACGGCAGCCCCUGUAUCUGGACGACUCCCGACGACAGGACAUGGAUCUGCCGGUACUGUGACUUCAUCCUCUGA